CAUAACGACACAGAUACUACUAGUAGCAGUUGCGAAGUCAUACAACAAUGAUCAUAGACAGGGAGACUAAGAAGCUAUUUUCUUUUCUAUUUUACACAUAUGCAUAUACCGAUAGAACUCAGUGAAUAUUAUUCACGAAAACAAAUAUCACUCUUGGGACCGGUCGUUGUGGUCAAAUGAGAUUAGUUCAAUUGUUCGACGACUUUUCCAUCCGGCUCCAACAGGGCCUCGAGGCGGCGGCGGCGUCGUUCCAAAUCUUCUCUGCGAGAAUCUACCUUGAGUUUGCGUCCUUCUGGAUCUGUUUCAGCUUCAACUGCUGCUUCUUCCACUACUGCUUCUUCCACUAAAGGUUCUUCAGGUUCCGCGUAUGCUGCUUCUGCGACCAUAUCUGUAAAGUCUAAUUCAACUUCCGCUUCUUCUACUACUACUACUACCUCUUCACCCCCUGGAGGUGGUGGUGGGUAUGGUUGUUUCUUCUUUUUGUCCUUCUUGGCAGACUUUCCGGCCUUUCCGCUCUUGCUACUUUUCCCGUCAACCAUAAUGUCGCCAGGAAUGAGAAUAUUGUCAACCGUGUGGAUUACACCGUUACAACCGACGACGUUAGUAGAAAACUCUCCUUUUACGGUCUGCCUCCUCGCAAAGAGACCACCCGUAGCUUCUAGUGGAAAUUGGGAAGCAGAGAACACAUUAAUUGGUUGUCCGAUGACUGGUUGCUCGGCCUCCAUCGUGUUGCCGCCUCCGAUUUGCGUCGGGUUGGUAACGGCGUUUCUGCAUUUGGUUUUCUGGUAUUGCUGGUCCUGUGCCAAAGCCGAAAGGUUCAAGGUAUCGUAUAUACCGUCGCACUCCAAAUCCUCCAUCAGAAAAGUGCUCGGCAAGAUAUGAAGCUGCAGGAUUUGGGCGACAAACUUGUUGUAAAGAGCCAGAGCUUCUGGUGUACCUGUGUUUCUAAGUUCCACGAGCAUGCUAUAAAGAGGAUUGCUAUCGAAGGCAGAGUCCGUUGGAGCAAAAAUCGUGUGCAAGUUGAGUCCCGUGUUGAUGUAUGCUUUGAUAUCGAUAGGAGCGCCUCCAUCUACAACAAAUGGACCGGAAUUGAGGAGGUCACAAAACUUGGAAAAGGUCGCGCCGUCGUCGCACAAAAGCCUGUCUGUUGAUUCCAAAAUAGCAUAGGGAAAUGAAAAUGGAAAGAUAGCGACGUGUACGGUAAGCACGGUAAUGAACCAAUGAUAAGGACUGUAUUUAAUUUGUUMUCCGUGACGGAAGCUUUGUUUCUCUCCACUUACAAGUUCGGAACGUGUUUCCAUUGGAAGCAUCGUUAGUGCAGGAGUCGAGGCCAAAAAUUGUUGGUUCUGGUUUUUUUCUCGCCUCAGCACCCGAUGAUAGAAGCAAAGCGAGAAGGAACGCCGGGAAAGUGUUUUUGAUGCUCGUCAUGAUAAAACAGUUUCUYGACAAGGUUAUCUUUCUUUUGUGUUGUGAUKUGUAUGUUUGAGUGCCUUUGCAAAAUGCCUUGAAAGCUAUGURAGGAAAAAGUUGUGAUUACGUGAAAAGGCAGCGUGACUGACAGAAGGUAUUGUGGUUUUUGGUAUGCGGGGUGCUAUCCGUUCUCAUAUUGCCUUCCAAUAGAACGUGACUUGAUUAUUGUCCGUAGCAUUUCAAGGUACACAUGCUUUCCUGACAUCGUAUUUGUUGUUAACUGGUGUGAUUAUCCGUUAGAAUAACAAUUUUGUGGAGCACGGAUAUUUCAUUCUAACGGAUGAGGUUUUCUCCGGCACGGGAGGUGCACGAUACAUCGAGCACCUUGGUGAGAGUUUGGACAUUACGUACUACGAAUACUAYUGUAUCUUCAAAUGAUUUUGUACUGUACAUUACUGUACAUUCCUACCGUGCCGUAUGUAUUUCUCGAUUUUGUACCGKGCGUAGCGUACAUACGUAUUUACCAACACAAACGUGCUCUCGUCUAGUCACCCUCUCUGACACGUCUGGGACGAAGUUUCUUAUGACUACUCGGCGCGCCAUAACGGUUGAAAUAACGCAUUUUGACUCUAGCAUAUAUUGUCGAAUGACUCUUCUACUACCGUACUGUACGAACUACAACUGCUUUGAUUAUCCAGUAAAGUACCAUACCGUACCGAACGUAGGUUGUUCCCCUCCUACCGUACCCCCUCUGGCGAGGCGCUCUGGCGAGGGGGUUAUUUUAAAGUUGAUUUAUGACGUUUUCGUCCGCGCGGGAUCAUUCUUAGGAUACUACUCGUACUUCUACCGUACGUAGCCGCCUUACCGUUGACAUGRCAAAAAGCAGAACUUGACUAAUCUUACGAUACAGUAUAUUUGCUACGGAAUAGUAAGAGUUACUUCGUACUUACCCCAACGGGUCAUAAGUACGUACCGUAAGGUUGUCAGAUUAUUAUGGAUCAACGGUAACKYACGUUUACUACCAUAGCAGUCAUAAUAAUCAAUAAUUAAAGUUCAGUUUAUUGAGAUAAUUGACUGGGCCUAAUAUAGCCAACGAUCGCGGAUUGUUUGCAAGUGCGAGUACGUAGUUGUAAUAACUAGAAGUACGACCAGCAACAUUUUGCAUAAUUGCCUUCCACCCAAAGUCACACUUUGUUUCAAAUUUUUCACGCUUUUGAAUCGGAAGCAUGUUCCAGMUUGUUCCAUUUUCACCUUAGAAAUUGGAAAAUAGAAUCGGAAUCCCACGAAACGUCAACAUAACCUACUGCCACGGUGGCAACUGGUCACUCGUUUGAACAUCGAUUCAUUCCCGCCGCUCAAUAAACGACCAUAUUAAUUAUUAAACUAGCAGACUGACUGAAACCAAUUCGCCGGUCGUUCACAAACAAGCAACGACUUCAUGCCGAUCGCCGAGGUCACCUUUCCAAACUAGUCGUGAUGCUGAACGAUUGUSGCAUUCAUCUACUUGUAGACACGAGAGAACCAAAAUCGAAAGCACCAGCGAUAAGCUCACAAAAACAAAAAUCUCCAAGGCAAACAACAACUACCAAAGCAAGCAUACCCAAAAUCCUUUGCAUCAACAAAAUGGCAACUACCAUUGGCAGCGAACAAAAACAACACCARCAUCUUCCACAAAAUAGCAGCCCCACCCCCUUCGUCGACAUCGACAUCGGGAUCGACAUGGGCAAUGGCGAAAACCAYGGUGAUGCUCUACAGCCUCCGGCACUCCAUCUCCGAUGGAAAAACAUCACGAAAAAGGUCGACACGAAACCCGAGGACAGGGCCAGCGCGAUACUGAGAAGCAGCAGGAUCAGCAGGGUGACACCGAACCGGCACCGGAAGGACAGCAAMUCUCUUUCCAAAACCAMCMCCAGGGUAAUCCUGAACAACGUGAGCGGGGAGGCUCGCCCGGGGGAAAUCCUAGCACUGAUGGGCCCCUCCGGAUCCGGAAAGACGAGCCUCAUGAACGUGCUCAGCGGCCGAGCGGCCUUYCAGGAGGGGGCCGUCACCCUGAACGGAAUGAUCCUCGACAAGGCGGCAAUGAAAAAAGAGCUCCUGCCGAGGGUGGCCUACGUCAAGCAGCAGGAUGUCUUUUUCGAAACGCUUACCGUCCGGGAACAGCUGACCUACACGGCUCGGCUUCGGUUUCCGGAAAACCUCGCGUGGGAGGAACGAACCAAGACCAUCCAGAAAAAAGUCGAACGGAUUCUGGAACAACUCAAGCUCACCAACAUCGCCGAUAGCCCCAUUGGAAUGUGCUCCGGGGGCGAAAAAAAACGGGUCAACAUCGGAACCGAGCUCCUCACCGACCCUGCGAUAAUCUUGCUAGACGAGCCCACCAGCGGGCUCGAUUCGGCGUCGGCCGUUAGCCUCCUUGGGAUACUCAGUGAUCUAGCGCGGAAACAGGGCAAGACCAUCUUGACCAGCAUCCACCAGCCAAACUCGGCGACCUUUCUCAACACUUUUGACAAACUAAUGGUGCUUUCCGAUGGAAAUGCCGUGUACUUUGGAACUCCAACCGAUUCGCUCGGCUACCUGAGGCGCCACCACCUUGCGUGCCCGGAAGGAUACAAUGCCGCUGAUCAUUGGAUGGAUCUACUCGUCAGCGAUAGUUUCGUUCGCAAAGGAGGGAACAAUGGCAACGGAUGCGAUAGGGACAACUCCAACUCCACCGGAAGGUCUCCGAGGUUUUACCUCCAGCUGGCUUGGGACAACGAUGCGGUGGCCGAGCAAAUGAACCUUACCUCGAUACUCCAUCCCCAGGGUGGCACCAAUGAGGGCGAUGCUUCCGCACUCAACAAGGCCACGGGAGAAAGAAGAAUAAGUGCAGGCAGCAAAUAUACAACGUCUUGGUCGACCCAGUUCGUCACCCUCACCCACCGGGCCCUCGCAAAGAACAAGUCUACCUUGUUCAGUCCGAUCCACAUUCUCAAAACUAUAGCAACGGGGGUUGCCGUCGGCAUCGUCUACUGGAACCAGUCUUACACGGAAAAGGACGUCUUCAACAUCUACGCGUACUUCUUCUUUACCAUGCUAUACUGGGUCAUGAACGGCAUGUUCGAGGCCCUUUUUGCCUUUCCGCAGGAACGCACCAUCGUCCUCAAGGAACGAGCAACCGCGUCCUACCGGCUCAGCGCCUACUUUGCCGCAACGACAAUCGCCGACCUCCCCCUCUUUUUGUUCAUGCCGUUCACCUUCCUGGUGAUCAGCUACUGGAUGGCCGUCCCAUCGCUCGGCUUUGUCACCUUCCUGGGCAUCCUGUCCAUUGCGCUGCUCAGCGUGAUCACCGGGCAGGGGAUGGGCCAACUCGUGGGAGCAGCCUUCGACGACAUCAAGGUCGGGCAAGCGGUCGCCACCGUUGGAGUCCUCUUUCUCAUGCUGCUGGGUGGUUUCAUGGCGCAGAACAUACCCCCCUGGCUGUCUUGGGUAAAGUACCUCUCGCCCUUUUCGUACGCCUCCAACGCAGCCCUCAAACUGAUCUUCCGAARCCCAAUCCCUUGCGACGGCACCGGGGCAAUGAGCCCGGUGUGCACCCCCGGUAAUGCCAUCGGAUCCAUCGAUCCCGAAGUUAUCUUCGGACAAUAUGGAGUGACACUCUCUCUAGCCGCCAACGUUGCCUGCCUACUGGUUUGCUGCAUCGUUCCCCGUGGAUUUGCCUAUUAUUUCCUGAGAAAAAAGAAGGCCGGCGAGAGAGAGUGAGCAAACAGAAUCCGGACCCAUCUGCCCCAUCGUGGAGCAAAAGAGAAAGGAAACAAUUUGCAUGUAGUUUCGUGCAAAACUCAUACAUAGAUGUGCCAUAGAACUAAAGUAAUACGAAUAAC
Messenger RNA from Pseudo-nitzschia multistriata, 5270 nucleotides. The record is from the annotation of a GenBank genome assembly. NCBI's taxonomy places the organism in Eukaryota, Bacillariophyta, Bacillariophyceae, Bacillariales, Bacillariaceae.